This is a messenger RNA of Symbiodinium sp. CCMP2456, 1386 nucleotides long. Lineage: Eukaryota; Dinophyceae; Suessiales; Symbiodiniaceae. The record is from the annotation of a GenBank genome assembly.
AUGGCAUCUGCCGAGGAAGUUGUGCCAGAGCUCGUCCUUAGCGGCACUGAAGACCCUACGGUCGCCCACGUUGCCAGCCUUGUGGCCAGGAUGGAGCCUAUCGAUCCCAGCAUCCUCAGGGCAACUCCCGCCUGGCUAGUGCUGCAAUCCUUCGGAGCUGCGUUGAGAGGAACCAACCAGGAUCUGUAUGAGUGGAGCUUUCCAGUGAGUUCCAUCCAAGUUUUCUGGAGCCACAGCUGGCAUGGCAACAGCUACACGAAGAGGCUGCUCUUGAUUUUGCUAUACAAUGGGCCUGCCGCAGCCAUGGCCGCCACCGUCGCAGCUUUGCUGAUGAUGUGUCUGCACAUCGCGGGAGUACUACCAGGCCUCUCGCGAGCUUUCACAUUACCAUUCGAUCGAGGAAUGGAGUUGGUCUUCGCGCCCUGGUGUAUGCUGACGGCAGGGGUGGUUUUCGCAGUCGUCCUCGUGCUGUGGAGAUCCAGUAGAUUGGUCUUCUUUGACCGAGUAUGUAUCCACCAGACGGAUGCAGAGCUGAAAGACAAUGGAAUCCUGAGCAUUGGCGCCUUCCUGAAAAACUCCGAGCAGUUUCUGCUCGUAUGGGACAGCACUUACGCUUCGCGAUUAUGGUGCCUGUUAGAGCUCGCAGCAUUCUUGACAAGUCAUGAAAGGCCACAUGAUAAAGUUACUGUCAGGUUGACGGCCAUGGCUCCUUGCAUUUUGGGUCUUGGGCUGGGCAUGUGGGCUUCUGUGCUACACUGGAUUUUGGUUGAAGAGCACACUCCUGUCGAAACGGUGGCACUCGUGCUGUCACGGUGGCUCUUUUUCUACAUUUCCGCAUCUUACUUGCGUGAGCAUUACCGGAACACGGAGAUUAUGCUCAAGCAGCUUGCCGACUUUACUGUCCAAGGAGCACACUGCCAUUGCUGCAAUGGCGAAGAAUCGUGUAACGCCGGAGUCUGUGAUCGUGCAGUCAUCACCCGAUGCAUUCGAAUCUGGUAUGGGUCUGUCGAGGCCUUCGAGAGGACGGUAAGAACGCAUGUCAGGAACAUGCUAUACCGUCAGUUGGGUGGAUUGUUGUUCCCGUAUCGGUGGCAACUCAUUGGUGCCUUGCCUCUUUUCUGGGGCUUCGCGGAUCUCAUCGCGGCACGUGGACGCGCCGGAAACUGGCAGAUGGCGGCAGUUAUGUUCUUAGCCGGCCUGACUUGGUGUUUCCUUCUGCUUCCAACCGUCUUUCAGGUGGGAUUGCUUUUGGCCAAAUAUUUUCGCGCAGAGCAGAGCGGCGUGUGGCAGGACAGGCUAAAAAGCGUUGUGGUGGCCCUUGUGGUUACCUUGCUACCAGGUUCCCCAGUGGUACCCUUUUGCCCAUUUUCUUUUUGGUGCCACUGA